UAACCCUUUUUUUUCAAUACUUGUAUGUAACGUUUUUGCGACAAUUGAAAGAAAAACCAGGUAAGAAUGGAGUAAGAACAGCAAGAGAAAGUUUAUCAAUUUAAUUGAAAUUAGGGUGAUAGAUCUGCUCUUUGGUUUACGUGUUCUUCCAUACUGAAAGAGCUUCAUUUUCAUCUCAAUAUAAUUCACGGAGCAAGUUAACUGGAAUGAAACGAUUACGAGACGACGUUCAUCUAAACUCGCAAUUUAAGCGGCCGUUUACUUCUUCUCGUGGAGAAUCCUAUGGACCGCCUCAGGUUCCUGGUGUUACUGCUGGCGGUGGAGGAAGUGUAAUAAGUGGAGGUGGUGGAGAUGCACAGAAGCUGACGACAAAUGAUGCUUUAACUUAUCUGAAAGAAGUUAAAGAAAUGUUUCAGGAUCGGAGAGAAAAAUACGACAAUUUUCUUGAUGUCAUGAAAGAUUUCAAGGCUCAAAGAAUCGACACUACUGGUGUCAUAUCGAGGGUGAAGGAGCUGUUCAAGGGGCACAACAAUCUAAUCUUUGGGUUCAACACUUUCCUACCCAAAGGUUAUGAGAUCACUGUUAUUGAAGAGGAAGAGGCUCCUCCAAAAAGAACCGUUGAGUUUGAAGAAGCUAUAAGUUUUGUGAACAAGAUAAAGAAACGCUUCCUAGAUGAUGAUCAUAUCUAUAAAUCAUUUCUGGACAUCUUGAAUAUGUAUAGGAAGGAACACAAAGGCAUCAGCGAGGUCUAUCAAGAGGUCGCAACUCUUUUUGCAGAUCAACAUGAUUUGCUUGAGGAGUUCACUAGAUUUUUACCUGAUACUUCAGCUAGAACUUCAGUAUCCCAUGUUACUUUUGGACGACCUUCUUUUCAUCGUUAUGAUGAACGUAGCUCUGCUAUUAUAGCGCCACACCAUGCUCUAAUUGAUAAGCAACGUCGGAGGGAUAGGAUUAAUUCUCACACUGAUCAAGACCCAAGUGUUGAGCGCAUUGAUUAUGAUGACGAUAAAUCAAUGGUACAAAUGCAAAAGGAUCCAAAGAAGCGAGUCGAAAAGGAGAGCAAGGAGAGAAGGAACCGUGAACAGGAUUUUAGAGAACCUGAGCAUGACAUCAAUAGGGAGUUCAGCAUGCAACGGCUACAUGAAAAAAGGAAGUCUACUAGGACGGUUGAAGACUUCGGUGCAAGUUCCAUCAUGGCUUCUUGUGAUGAUAAACAUGCCUUAAGAAGAAUGUACAAAGAAGAGUUCAUUUUCUGUGACAAAGUGAAGGAAAGGUUGGGUAGUUCAGAUGAUUACCAAGCCUUCUUGAAGUGUCUUCAUAUUUAUAGCACUGAAAUAAUUACUAGAAAGGAACUGCAGAGUUUGGUAUCAGAUUUACUUGGAAAAUAUCCAGACCUUAUGGCUGGAUUCAAUGAAUUCUUGGAACACUGUGAAAAUAUAGAUGGAUUUCUUGCAGGUGUUAUGAAAAAAAAAUCUGUAUGGAAUGAUGGAAAUUCGACCAAGCCUGUUAAGAUAGAGGACAAGGAUAAGGACCAGAAGCAUGAAAUAAUAGAGCUAAAGGAGAAGGAGAGACACAAGGAGAAAUACUUGGGCAAGUCCAUACAAGAACUUGACCUAUCUAACUGUCAACGAUGCACUCCUAGCUAUCGGCUUCUACCAGAUGAUUAUCCGAUAUCUUUAGCAAGCCAAAAAUCAGAACUUGGUGCACAAGUGUUAAAUGACCAUUGGGUCUCUGUAACAUCAGGGAGUGAAGACUACUCAUUUAAGCACAUGCGCAGGAAUCAGUAUGAAGAAAGCCUAUUCAGAUGUGAGGAUGACAGAUUUGAGUUGGAUAUGUUGCUGGAAUCAGUGAGCUCAGCUUCUAAGCGAGCAGAAGAACUAUUGGAUGGCCUUAAUGACAAUAGUAUUAGCUUAGAGGGUCCAAUCCAUGUUGAAGACUAUUUUACAGUCCUCAAUUUAAGGAGUAUUGAACGCCUUUAUGGUGACCACGGUCUGGAUGUUAUGGAGAUUUUAAAGAAGAACCCUUCUGUUGCACUACCUGUUAUAUUAACUCGCCUAAAGCAGAAGCAAGAAGAGUGGUCGAAGGGUCGCAAUGAUUUCAACAAGGUUUGGGCUGAUAUUUAUGCAAAGAACCACUAUAAGUCACUUGAUCACCGUAGCUUCUACUUCAAGCAGCAAGAUUCAAAGAACUUGAGCACAAAAACCUUUGUUGCUGAAAUCAAAGAAAUUAAAGAGAAGACACAAAGAGUUGAUGAUGUGGUUCUAUCUAUUUCUGCUGGAAGUAGACAUCUUAUCAUCCCGAAUCUUGAAUACGAAUAUGCCGAUGCUGACAUUCACGAGGACUUGUAUAAACUGGUAAAAUACUCAUGUGAAGAAGUUUGCUCAACAAAAGAGCAGUUGAGUAAAGUUAUGAAUCUUUGGACUAGCUUCUUGGAGCCAAUGCUGGGUGUCUCCUCACGGUCACAUGGAAUGGUGGAGGGUGGCGCUGAAGAUGGUGGUACAGCUAGGCAUCUUUCUGUGAGAACUGGUAAAUCAGUUGCAGGUGAUAACAACGAGACUUCAGUUGCAGGUGAUAACAACGAGACUUCAGUUGCAGAAGCUUCAUUGCUGAACUCCAAGCAAUCAAAGCCCAUCAGCAAUGAAUCUGAUUGCAACUUGCCAUUGCCAGCACCAUCAUGCAAAACAAAUACAGAAAAUGGGGUUGUCCUAAGCAAUCAAGAGGGUUAUGUUGAAAAAGGGAAGAAUAAUAUCUCGGGUAAAUUAGAAGAGCUUGUUGUUACAGCAAGUUCGAUUGAGCAUUUGACAAAUUCAAAUACUGCAUUAGCUUUUGGAGCUGACAAUAAGUGUGACAUAACUAGUACUGAUAUGGUGUCAGGAGGAACUCCUUUACCCAGUGAAUCUAUUGUUGAGGACAACCAAGGAAAAUCAGAUGUUAAUGAGGAUGGCAAUCGACUUAGAGCAGAUACAUUGGAGAAUGGGGAGUGCAAUAAAGUCAACGGAUAUCAGAAGGAAUCUGUUGAGUGUUCUAAAAUUGAGAAAGAAGAGGGGGAGCUGUCACCAAAUGAUGAUUUUGAGGAGGAUAAUUUUGUCUACGGAAAUGGUGAUGAGACGUGUUGCCAGAGCGCUGGUGUGGAAAAUGAUGUAGAUGCAGAUGAAGAUGACAGUGAAAAUGUUUCUGAGGGUGAUGAUGUUUCAGGCAGCGAAUCCGCCGCUGAUGAGUGUUCACAGGAGGGGCAUGAAGAAGGAGGGGAGCAUGAUGCCAAGGUUGAGAGCGAAGGUGAGGCUGAGGGAGCACCUGAUGUUCACUUUGGUGGGGCAGAUGGAAUUUCACAGUCUAUGACAGAUAAUCUUUUGCGGACUGUGAAGCCAUUAGCAAAGCAUGUUGUCUUGACGGUACCUGACAAAGAAAAGAAGGAAUCCUGGGUUUUCUUUGGAAAUGACACUUUUUAUGCGCUUUUUAGGCUUCAUCAGAUAUUGUAUGAAAGAUUACAAUCAGCCAAGUUGAAUUCAGCAGCUGCUGAAGCUAAGUGGAAGAUUAGCUCAAAGGAUGUUAGCCCACCAGAUAUCUAUGGCAGAUUUAUGAGUGCCUUACAUAAUUUGCUUGAUGGAUCUGCUGACAAUGCUAAGUUCGAGGAUGAUUGCCGAUCUAUUAUUGGGAAUCAAUCUUAUGAACUUUUUACCAUGGAUAAAUUGAUAUAUAAGCUGGUGAAACAGCUGCAAAUGGCUGCAACUGAUGAAACCGAUAUCAAGCUUCUCGAGUUGCAUGAGUAUGAAAAAUGUAGGAUGGGUGGGCGUUAUGUUGAUUCGGUAUACUAUGACAAUGUACAUGUUAUUCUUCAUGAUGAGAAUAUAUACCGGUUUGAAAGUUGUCAUUUAUCAACAACACCAACGCGUCUAUCAAUUCAGUUGAUGGAUGAUGAAAGUGACAAGGCAGAUGUAGUUGCUGUGUCUGUGGAUCCUAUUUUUUCCAAUUAUCUGCACAAAAAAUUUCUGUCAGUCUCUUCUUCUUCUUCCAAAAAGGAACCAACAGGCAUCUAUCUCCAAAGAAAUAAGCGCAAAAAUGAACAUGUGAAUGAAUCUUCUUCAGACGUGGAUGGUGGUGUUCGUGUUCUGAAUGGUUUGGAGUGUAAAAUGGCUUGCAACUCAUCCAAGAUCUCUUAUGUCCUGGACACAGAAGAUUUCUUCAUCAGGCCAAAAAGGCGAAAAGAUUUGGCAACAAGUGAGCGGUAUUCUUCCCAGGAUCAGCAGAGAGUAAACAACUUUCAGAAGUUUUUAUCCGCCUUGACAACACAACACAUUUCUGAAAGGCAAGAUUGAGUUGAUGGUGCUGUGAAGGAAGGAGGCACAAAGGGGGUAUUGGAAGUGAUUUGGUGCUGUAUGUAAAUAAUAAAUUAAAUAGCUUCAUGUUGGUUCUUCAGAGAUUAAUUAUAGUACUUACUUAACAGAUUAUUGUAGAAUAGUGGGUGUUAUUUUCUCUAUAUUUAUUAAUCUGUAAUGAUUGUACUAACUAGAAGUAUAAUUUGUAAUUUGUUGUUGAAAAACUAAACCUUUUUGUUAUU
Impatiens glandulifera is the source of this 4558-nucleotide messenger RNA. Its product is annotated as paired amphipathic helix protein Sin3-like 2. NCBI's taxonomy places the organism in Eukaryota, Viridiplantae, Streptophyta, Magnoliopsida, Ericales, Balsaminaceae. Gene Ontology annotation, cellular component: chromatin; histone deacetylase complex. The record is from RefSeq and is a predicted model, not a curated record. Bases 207 to 4316 code for a protein of 1369 amino acids. The transcript has 24 exons. Gene Ontology annotation, biological process: negative regulation of transcription by RNA polymerase II. Gene Ontology annotation, molecular function: transcription corepressor activity.